Molecule: messenger RNA, 3828 nt
Organism: Formica exsecta
Lineage: Eukaryota; Metazoa; Arthropoda; Insecta; Hymenoptera; Formicidae
Gene: cta
Product: guanine nucleotide-binding protein subunit alpha homolog
Exons: 6
Coding region: 1101-2204 (367 amino acids)
Biological process (GO): adenylate cyclase-modulating G protein-coupled receptor signaling pathway; Rho protein signal transduction
Cellular component (GO): heterotrimeric G-protein complex; brush border membrane
Molecular function (GO): GTPase activity; G-protein beta/gamma-subunit complex binding; D5 dopamine receptor binding
Source: RefSeq, a predicted model, not a curated record
AGCACGUCUAUCAACACUUCAGUCCAACUCGGUCGGUCACAGUAUUUAAUAGUGGUAGAAAACGAGUAGUUGGUAGAUAUUGAGAAAUUAGAGCGGCAUUUUUUGCUCCUCGAAUUGUGUGGUUCAUAUGUUCGUGUCAACGCCGUUAUCAUGUAGCAAUUAGCAGAUAUCUCGGUCACAUUCAUGAUAAAAUUAUAUAUAUAUAUAAUUCAGCAACUUGUCAUCAGCCAUAUCCAUAUUAGAUUCUAACAUUCCUGGACAUUUCUGAUUGGCCAUUAUUUUGUACGAUUGCACAUUCACGGGACUGGUACACCUUUAUAUUUACAUCAUGGUCGGUCGCAUCAAGACAUCGCACACGCGCACGUUAGCAUGGGGGAAGGGGUGAUGGGUGGCUUCGUCAAGAAGUCACCGAUUUACACCGUGGUACUUUGUCCCAAAAGAGAACGGAAAUCCAUAGAGGAAGGAAGGAGGAAAUUCGCUGACUGGUAGUCGGUAGAUCUCAGAUUCGAAUUAAUUCAAACCUUAUCCCCCAUAUGCCUUUUAAGAGAUUAAAAAAAAGAAUAUAUAUGUUAUAAAUCGCCCAUUGUACAUAAACGGUUACACCGUGAUACUUCGUCCCAGAAGAGGACGAAAAUCCAUAAAGGAAGGAAGCACGGGGGAAAAGGUGUGUCGCGGAGCAAAUAGGUCGACUUGCCGCUUCUUGGAAGCGAGAAGGAGGGGAAAAGAGAGAAAGAGAGAGAGAGAGAGGAAGAGAGAAAGAGAGUUAAGGCGGUGCAGCGAGCGAGACGUAUCAUAGCAAUCACAGGCGGUCGUGACACACAAAACGUGAUCACGAGGCGACGAGAGGAGCGCCGGUAAUUACAGUGAUUAUCUAAUCAUGCCCAAUUCGCGGGUCACCAGAGACGAUUGCGCGAAGAAAGUGACAACGAUGACAUCGUUAGCGUGAUUCCUUCCGCGUGUGUGUAUCUUCGAGAUGCUACGUGUAACUCCUUCGUCCUGCCAUCGACGAGAUAUUCGAGACCGGAUGGUCUUCUCGGAUUUAGUGUGACUGGAAAAAAACUCGCUGCGUGCUACUGUAGGAAGAAGCAGGAUAGAGCAAGAUGGCGAGCUCCUUAACGUGGUCGUGCUGCCUGCGUUUUAAAUUCAGCCCAGAGGAGAUCGAGCAACGUUACAAGAGCCAGGAGAUCGACCGGAUGCUGGAGAAGGAUCGGCAGACGUUUCGCCGGCAAGUUAAGCUGCUGCUGCUCGGCGCGGGCGAGAGUGGCAAGUCGACAUUCCUCAAACAGAUGCGGAUCAUACAUGGGAUUAAGUUCGAGCCUGAACUAGUUAAAGAAUAUCAACAUGUAAUCUACCAGAACAUAAUUAAAGGAAUGAAGGUUUUGGUAGAUGCUCGAGAUAAGCUGAAUAUUCCCUGGGAGAAUCCUAAGAAUUAUGAUAUCGGCUUUCAAUUACUCAAGUUUGAAAAUACUAUGGUACUGGAUACUAGAUUAUUUCUGCAUUAUGUACCAGGACUACAAAGUUUAUGGAAGGAUGCAUCGAUAAGAAGAGCAUUUGACAGGCGAAGAGAAUUUCAAUUAAGUGAUUCUGUCCAGUACUUCUUGGAUAAUCUUGAUAGGAUUGCGAGAGUGGAUUAUACACCUACACAUCAGGAUAUUUUACAUUGUAGAAAGGCAACAAAAGGAAUUUCUGAAUUUGUAAUACCAAUUAACAAUAUCCCUUUUCUUUUUGUCGAUGUUGGCGGUCAAAGAUCUCAAAGGCAAAAAUGGUACCAAUGCUUUGAUUGCGUGACUUCUAUACUUUUUCUUGUAUCAUCGUCGGAAUUUGACCAGGUCUUGUUGGAAGAUAGGAGGACUAACAGAUUGGAAGAAUCUAGAAACAUAUUUGAUACAAUUGUGAACAAUAUGAUAUUCUGUGGUGUCUCUAUUAUUUUGUUUCUAAACAAAACGGAUUUGCUUGAUAAAAAAGUGAGGUCACAAGAUACAAAUGUCCGUUUGUACUUUCCACAAUUCACGGGUGAUCCACAUUCCAUGAAGGACGUGCAAAAUUUUAUCCUCGAUAUGUUUGUGUCGGUCAAGAGGGAUCCAAGGAAGCCAUUAUUUCAUCACUUUACUACUGCAGUAGACACGGAGAAUAUUAAAGUUGUCUUCAAUGCCGUAAAGGAUACUAUUCUACAUCGGAACUUAGAGUCAUUGAUGCUUCAAUAAUGACAUAGAAACGAAGGAAUUAAAUACAUAAAGCAGCUAGUAAAACAAAGGUACGCGGCAAAAAUUUAAUAUUUAAUAUGUAUCAUUAAUCCAAUCUGUAGUUUUCGAGAAAUAUAUUGCAAUACACAGACUAGGUCAAAAAAUGUUUUGAUAAGACAAUAUAUUAUAUAUGAGUAUGAAUUGAAUGUUUACCUACAUAUAUAUAAAUAUGUUUAUAGUAAAAAAGAGAAAAACUGCCUGAUGUAAAGAUAUAUUAAAAAUUUUGACUCUAUAUACACCAUAUAUGUAUACAUAUAUUAAGAUAUAUUUUCAUUGUGCUUUUGAUGAAUAUUGAAUGGUUGUAAGGAGAUUAUUAUACAAACUCUAUUGUACAUAACAAUUUAUAUUCUAUACGUUGUCAAUAAUUUCUAUGAUAAUGAAUUGACAUACACACACACGCACACAUAUUUGUGUAUAAAGAGGAGGAUCAGUUGCAAAUAAUUCAGUUUAGGUUCUUAUACUUGUAUAGAUAUAUCUGAUUCAAAUAUACAUACGCACAAUGCUUUUCCCAUGUGUGUAUGAUAUAAUAUUUAAGAUUAUUACUGGUUAUUAAACCAGAGUUUUUACUUAAAAACAUGGAUAUAACUUAUUUCUUAUUUAAGAUUAAUUAACUAUAUUAACACACAGGAUAAAUUAAGUAACAAGAAAACCAAAUACUAGGUCCAAGCCAUAUAAACCAAAUAAAGAUAACCAGUUUGUGUUCAAAUUGCUGUGGAAAAAAGUUAUUCAUUUAUUUCUUCUUUUUUGAAGAAACAAUGCGAUAUUAUUCAAUAUAAUGCUAUAGUCAAAUCUUUGUAUCUUGCAUUCUAUAAAUUAAACUUUCUAGACUGCUGUUAAGUUAUUGUCAAAAACUAUAAUAUGAUGAUUGAAACUAAAAUAUGAUGAUUAUAUUAAUCACAAUUAUUUUCUUUUUUGUAUAAUAUAAUGUUAAUUGAAAUUUUUUAUCAAUCCUGUAUAUAUUUUAAUAUAUAUAAAGCUCACUUUCAAAAGAGUCUCGAAUUUCCGACAAAAUUUGGAAUAGAAUUCUAUGUAUGUAUGCAUGUAUGUAUGUAUAUGUAUAUAUAUAUGUGUGUGUGUGUGUUUUAAUAUAAAUAGAAUUUUGUUACAAAUUAUAGAUAUCUAAUGAGUUUAAAAUACAGCAGUUGUUUUCCUUGAGUCAAAUUGUGAGGUACAAAAUUAAUUAUAUAUUUUAGAAACAGCAGUAAAAUUUUAGUAUAAUUAUAUCAUGUAAUACAAUUUUUCUAUUCAUCAUAAAUAUUCUAUUUGCCUGUCCUAUAAUUUUGAUAACUGAUCCUUUAUUGGUUAUUAUACAUUUGAGAGAAAAUUCAAAUAAAAUAAUCGAUAUUAUCUUUUUCCACAUUGCGCAAAAAAUGUUUAAUUUCUUAUAUUAUUUAUAGAAGGCCAGAUUGAAACAGCAAUUUGUAUGAAUUGUCUAAUUUUGUUAGCAUAUUAUAAAUAUAAUAUUGCAUUUACAUCUAUACAUGCAUGCUUGUUUAUAAAUUUGGUUAUCUUAUGAUUUGUGCAAAUAGAUGUCAGUGGAAAAAUCUGACACAAUCUGGACUGAACCAUUGUGUUAUACCAAAAA